UUCCCUUAAUCUAGAACUCCCACGAGCCCAAAUCCCCUAAAACCCUAAGCGAGGGAGGGGGCUCUUGGGUCUCGCUCAUCGCACAUCAAUGGCGCUCUAUCUGCUAUUCGAAUCGGCCUCCGGCUACUCUCUCUUCCUCGCUCAUGGCAUCGACGAGAUCGGCCAGAGCAUCGAUGCCGUACGUGAAUCAGUACUCGACCUCAAUCGGUUCGGCAAGGUCGUUCGCCUUGUAGCCUUUAGCCCCUUCUCCUCAGCUAUCGAUGCCCUCAACCAGUGCAACGCCAUUUCCGAAGGGAUUAUGACCGACGAGCUGAGGAACUUCUUAGAGCUCAAUCUUCCAAGGAGGAAGGAAGGGAAGAAGCCAAAGUUUAGUCUUGGAGUUGCAGAGCCGAAGGUUGGGUCGCAGAUCUUCGAGGUGACGAAGAUUCCAUGCCAAAGCAACGAUUUUGUCCUGGAGAUACUACGUGGCGUCCGUCUGCACUUUGAUAGAUUCAUCCAGGAUUUGAAGCCAAAUGAUUUGGAGAAGGCUCAACUGGGUUUGGGCCAUAGUUAUAGCAGGGCCAAAGUUAAGUUCAAUGUCAACAGGGUGGAUAACAUGGUCAUUCAGGCAAUCUUUCUCCUCGAUACCCUUGAUAAAGAUAUCAAUACUUUCUCCAUGAGAGUGAGGGAGUGGUACUCGUGGCAUUUUCCAGAGCUUGUGAAGAUUAUCAAUGAUAACUAUUUAUAUGCCAAAGUUGCAAUGUUUUUGGAGGACAAAUCAAACUUGUCUGAGGAUCAAAUUCCACAGUUAGCUGAUAUAAUUGGGGACGAGGAAAAGGCUAAUGAAAUCUUAGAAGCAGCCAGAGCAUCAAUGGGGCAGGACCUCUCACCAAUUGAUCUGAUAAAUGUCAAGCAGUUUGCUCAAAGAGUUAUGGACUUAUCUGAUUACAGGAAGAAGUUAUAUGUGUAUCUCGUCACAAAAAUGAAUGACAUAGCACCAAAUUUGACAUCUCUAAUUGGUGAAGUUGUCGGUGCACGUCUUAUUUCUCAUGCUGGAAGUCUCUCAAAUCUAGCCAAGUGUCCUGCUUCCACCCUCCAGAUACUUGGUGCUGAGAAAGCACUUUUUAGAGCUCUAAAAACAAAAGGAAACACUCCCAAAUAUGGCCUUAUCUUCCAUUCUUCCUUUAUUGGUCGUGCUUCUGCGCGGAAUAAAGGUCGUUUAGCUCGUUAUCUUGCAAACAAGUGUUCAAUUGCUUCUCGAAUUGAUUGUUUCUCAGAUAUUAAUACCACUGUCUUUGGGGAAAAGCUACGGGAACAGGUUGAGGAGAGAUUGGACUUCUAUGACAAAGGAGUUGCACCUCGCAAGAAUGUUGAUGUUAUGAAAUCUGCCAUUGAAAUUGCACAAAGCUUGGCUGGGGAAGAUGCUGGAGAAAAUAAAGGUAUUGAUGAACCUUCUACAAAGAAAAGCAAGAAGAAGAAGAAAUCAAAAGAUGAGGCUGAGGAAAUAGAGCCGGUGGAAAUUAAACCUUCUGAUUUGGUGGAUGAAGAUGCAUCCACUGAACCAGAGACUAAAAAGAGGAAGAAGAAAAAACUGAAGCAUGCAGAGGAUGAGGAUACCAAAACCAUUGAAGCAGUAAAUGGAGCAAAUGAAACUUCUAAGAAGAAAAAGAAACAUCGAAAAUCAGAAGAGGGUGAUGUUGAAAGAAUAAUCGAAGGGAAGAAGAAGAAGGUAAAAACAGAAGGCCAUGAAUGAGCACUUGCCUGGAAACUUUCAGAGUUCAAUUUGCUUAUUGAAGCCAGUAAGCAAAGCAGCCACUUGGUUGGUCGAAUCUCAGUGCUGACAGUGAAGAAGAUAAUCAAAGUUGUAAUUUGUAUUAUCCUUUUUUUUUUUUUUGUAUAAUCAUCAACUUUUCGCUACAUUUAAAGUUCUUCUGAACAAACUCUCAGUGAUGAGGACAUCAGAAGAUCAAUGAUCUACGGUCACGAUCUACUUUUGAUUAUUAUUGUAUUUGAUGUAUUUUAUUUUAUGUUUUAUGAGUCUAUUGUAUUUGUUUCCGUUUA
Messenger RNA from Dendrobium catenatum, 2040 nucleotides. Its product is annotated as nucleolar protein 56. NCBI's taxonomy places the organism in Eukaryota, Viridiplantae, Streptophyta, Magnoliopsida, Asparagales, Orchidaceae. Bases 89 to 1732 code for a protein of 547 amino acids. The record is from RefSeq and is a predicted model, not a curated record. Gene Ontology annotation, cellular component: box C/D methylation guide snoRNP complex; small-subunit processome. Gene Ontology annotation, molecular function: snoRNA binding. The transcript is spliced from 8 exons.